Messenger RNA from Aspergillus aculeatus ATCC 16872, 743 nucleotides. RefSeq lists its product as uncharacterized. Gene Ontology annotation, molecular function: enzyme regulator activity. Gene Ontology annotation, biological process: regulation of catalytic activity. The coding region runs from base 180 to 383 and encodes 67 amino acids. The transcript is spliced from 2 exons. The record is from RefSeq and is a predicted model, not a curated record. Lineage: Eukaryota; Fungi; Ascomycota; Eurotiomycetes; Eurotiales; Aspergillaceae.
GCAAGUCAAGUCUGCCAACGGGUCAAACUCCCUAGGUUCCUUUCUCGUCGCUCUCCAUCCCUUCGCGAAUCCUCACCUGCUCCUACCCUGCCGUGCUGUGGUGAUCUGUUGGAGAGCUGCGGUCUGUAUCGUCUGUCUGUCGUGAUCCCCGUUCCUAUUCCAUUCCCCUGUACGACACCAUGGCUGCCAUCAACGCCCUCGUGUCCACCGCUGCACAACGACACCACCAGCUCAUCAAGCGAAGCAAUUGGGCCAGCAGAAACCCCGGCGUGGUUCUGGUCUUCUGUAUCGUCUUCCUUGUCGCCGUCGGAAUCAUCGCCCUGUUAAUCUACCGCCGAUGGCUGAAACGGAAAGCAGAGAAGCAAUCCUAUGAUGUCGCGUGAAGCCUCCUCGAUCCGACCGUGGCGUCACCAAUGGUUUGAGCGAUGGAGGACCGUGACUACAGUACCUUUCUUCCAAGGCCGUUCUUUCUACUAUAUCAUUUCUCUAAUUUCUAUUACUGCUGUUUGAGUUAUCCACCAAGGAUACCCGCUCUGUUGUGUUGGUGGUUAGUCAGGGGUUAGUUGAGGCUGUGUCGUCGAGUGAUGGAUUCAUGGAGGGGAGGGUUGAAUGGAGGAGUGAUUAGAUGGGCGAUGACGAGCAAGCGACUUUUCUUCUAUUUUAUGCGGGCAGAAGAAUGAUCUAAAGUAUACGGAGUACGCGUCAAGGAGAUAUACGAUCUAACUAAUGGAUGAAACGUGAUC